This is a messenger RNA of Penicillium lagena, 975 nucleotides long. RefSeq names its product Short-chain dehydrogenase/reductase SDR. The transcript is spliced from 6 exons. NCBI's taxonomy places the organism in Eukaryota, Fungi, Ascomycota, Eurotiomycetes, Eurotiales, Aspergillaceae. Bases 1 to 975 code for a protein of 324 amino acids. The record is from RefSeq and is a predicted model, not a curated record.
AUGUCCAACAAGCAGCAAGUCCUCACGUCCGAGGCCGUCUUGGAAAAAUACGGCAAGGCUCUUGUCGGAAAGACAAUCCUGAUUACCGGGGUAUCUGAUGACUCCAUUGCCGGAGAGCUGGCUGUCCAGCUGGCCAACGUCGAUCCAAAGCUGCUUAUUCUCAGCGCUCGCGCUGAAUCAAAGGUCGCUCCCAUUGUGGAGAAAAUUCAGAAAGCGAAGCCUAAUGUCGAAACUCGUUUUCUGAAGAUGGACCUAGGCAACUUGAGUGCCAUCCGCAAGGCAGUAGAUCACGAUCUCCAGGACGUGCCUCAGAUUGACCACCUCGUCUGUGUAGCGGGCGUCAUGGCAUGUCCGUAUAGCAAGACCGUGGAUGGAUUUGAAACACAGUUUGGAGUCAACUACCUCGCUAAUUUCCUGCUUGUGAAACUGCUAUUGCCGAAGAUCAAGGCCGCUGGCCCAGCCUCGUCUGUCAUCAUCGUGGCUAGCUCUGCAACUAGACAGGGGAAAAUUCAUUUUGAUGACAUUGGCUUCAGUGAUGGCAAAACAUACGAACCAAUGGCCGCAUACGGCCAGUCGAAUGUUGCGCGAGUGAUGUUCGUGAAAGAGCUUGCCGAGCGGCUAAAAGGACAGGGGGUGCGCACUUACAGUAUUGACCCAGGUGCGGUGAUGUCUGGCCUACAACGGCAUUUCACUCCCGAGUUCAUCCAACAGAUAGCUGAGUGGAGAAAAGCUGGACCUUUGACCGAUAUGGAUGGCAACCCGUUCGACAUUCCGCCCUGGACUACGAGGUCCGAAGGAGCAGCCACAAUGAUCACUGGAAUGAUCGACCCCACCAUUGCAGAUUCCAACGGGUCGUAUUUGAACAAAAAUGCCGUUUCAGAUGACGAGCUGCACACUCACAUUAGGGACAAGCAAAACUGGAAGCGUCUCUGGGAUCUGACUGAAGAGCUUAUUCAGGAGAAGUUUACCCCUUGA